GUACUAUUAUUUAUUGUGGCUAUCAUUACUUCACACUCCUCUUUCCAGCCUAUUAGAAUUAACUAGUUAUUAUAAUUUAUGAAGUGUAUGACAUGAUCCCUAACAUUAAUAUCAUUAAGAUGAAUUGCAGAUGCUCUUUAAUUAUCCCCGUAAUCACAAUACCGGGAACUACAAUUUAGGGAAAACGAAACCUAUGGUCCGCUGUUUAUCUAGAGACCGCCUGGGUUCAUGAAAAACAAGCUAAACCAGGAAGAAACUUUUGAAACAGUCCGAUCGACGCCAAAGGGCGCUUCUCUUUCGUUUAUUAAAACGGGGACCAACACCAUGGCUGAAGGUAAAGGCAACAUCUCAGAGAAAAUAGAAGAGGAGUUCCUGCAAUGUAAGAUCUGUUUUGAGGUGUACAGGACACCUCGCACCCUGUCCUGCCUUCAUUCUUUCUGUGAGCCAUGUUUGGAGCUGCUGCUGGACAAACAGAAAGGCACAGUGACCUGUCCAGAGUGCCGCGCAGUCAGUGACCUGCAGGGCUGCGUCCGCAAUGCCAAAGCCAGCUUUUUCAUCAACAGCCUCCUGGACCUUUUCCGAUCCAAGACCACCGAACAAACAGCCUGUUCGCUGUGUCCGGCCUUGGGUAAGUCUGCUGUGCCCGCCUCCUCGCGUUGUUUGGACUGCGCCGACUUCCUGUGCACGGUCUGCGCCCAGGGCCACUGCCUCUCCAAGCUGACGCUGGAGCACCGAGUGGUGAGUCUGGAGGACUACAUUGCUGGGCGCUACGAUGAGGAGGCCAGGAGAAAGCAGGAGCGCCACUGCCAGAACCACCAGGAGCCUCUGCGGUUCUACUGUAACACCUGCUCCAGCACCAUCUGCAGGGACUGCCGCAUGCUGGAGCACUUCUCCCACGAGGUGCUGUCCCUGGCCCAGGCCACCACAGCCAGGAGGCCCCAGCUAGAAGAGCUCAUCGGCAGCCUGGACGGCAACAUAAGGAGCCUGUCUCAGCAGGAGCAGGAGGUGGGCUCCGCCAUACAGCAGCUUAAGGAGGCAGAGAGCGUCAUUAUAGACCAACUCGCAGGACACAUAUCACUUAUAAUGGAACAGCUGUUCACUCAAAGGGAUGCUGUUUCUAAGGAACUGUCCGACUUCAUCCAACAGCAGGAGCAGAAGUACCUGUCGAUUAAAAGUGAUCUCUGUGAUCAUGUCAACUCAGCACAAAAUACCAAAGACUUCUCCUCACAAGUCAUGCAGAAGGGAAAGGACUAUGAAAUCCUGGAUCUGGAGCAGACCAUUCAGGGGCAAAUUGAGAGACUUAAGAAAGUCAGCAUCCCAGUCGUUGAGACGAAAACCCCUUUGCUGAUGAUAAAGGAAGAUAUAGACUUGUCCAGUGGAAUGUUCCAGUUAAUGUUUGACGUACACGCGGAUUCACAGAAGAGUCCAAAUGUGUCUGACACCGGCAUCAAACAAGAGCCACAGACAUCGGCUCCGAAAACUGCUGAGACAUGCGCUCAAGCAAGCUCAUCCACCCCUCCUCAAGCUCAGCCAGCUCAGGCCAUGCAGCAGAUCCCGCCUCCAAGUCCAUGCGGGAACCAACACAGCAACAUUCCAAGUUCAUUCUCUUUAAUCCGUUCUUUUGACACAGAUGAUGACGAGAGCAGUAAUCAGGAGAACAUAACCGGCAUUAGUCUGUUCCCAAGCCGGGACAUAGUGAUUGCAGAUAACAGCAACUUCAAGAUCAAGAGAGUAAUCCGAAAUGGACGGAUUAGGGAAACCAUCACCACUGAAGACACGGGCUGCAAUGACAUCAACCCUUUCAGUGUUGCGGUGUGAACGUGGACGCUGGUCUCUGGGCCUU
Molecule: messenger RNA, 1843 nt
Organism: Anguilla anguilla (European eel)
Lineage: Eukaryota; Metazoa; Chordata; Actinopteri; Anguilliformes; Anguillidae
Product: E3 ubiquitin-protein ligase TRIM56-like
Exons: 2
Coding region: 229-1818 (529 amino acids)
Biological process (GO): positive regulation of DNA-templated transcription
Cellular component (GO): nucleoplasm; chromatin
Molecular function (GO): ubiquitin-protein transferase activity; zinc ion binding
Source: RefSeq, a predicted model, not a curated record